Quercus lobata is the source of this 870-nucleotide messenger RNA. RefSeq names its product putative protein FAR1-RELATED SEQUENCE 10. The transcript is spliced from 2 exons. Gene Ontology annotation, molecular function: zinc ion binding. The record is from RefSeq and is a predicted model, not a curated record. Gene Ontology annotation, biological process: regulation of DNA-templated transcription. The coding region runs from base 68 to 520 and encodes 150 amino acids. Lineage: Eukaryota; Viridiplantae; Streptophyta; Magnoliopsida; Fagales; Fagaceae.
GCACAUUACUGCUAAAUUUAGUGGUUGGUUUACGGCAAUUCUUCAUAGUCAAUAUUCAAAUUGGUGCAUGGAUUUCUACAAGCUAUAUAAGUUAGACUCAUGUGAAGAAUUUGAGCAUCAAUGGUCUCAAGUUAUGGCAAAAUAUGACAUGCUUACUAACAAGCAUGUUGACCUUGCCAUUGAAGAUAUUGAGCAAUCACAAUCACAUGAUACAAUGUUGGAGAAAUAUAGAGGUUCUUCUUUAAGAACACUGUCAUUGAUAGAAGAACAAGCACAUAGUGUGUUGACACCCUAUGCUUUCAAAAUUUUUCAAGAGGAGUUUGGAAGAGCCACACAAUAUUCCGUGCUUCAAGAAAACGGUAUUGAAUUUCUGUUGCAAUAUUAUGAAGAAAAAACUAGUCAAAAGCACUUGGUCUUAUGGGAUGGUGAGAUGACUAGUUGUAGUUGCAAGAAUUUUGAAUUUUGGGGUAUACUUUUUCGUCACACACUUAGUGUAUUCAUUCACAAAGAUUGCUACUGAAUUCCAUCUUUGUAUCUUCCACCACGUUGUUGUCGCUAAACAUCAUUAGGUGGAAAAGAAUUGAUAGUGUUGAGUGAUGAAAAUUUAGUGGACAAGGAAAAUAUGGUUGGUGCUAAUGCUAAUGAUGCUAUUGAUGGAGAUUGUUUUUUUUGUUGUCUUCCACUCUCACAAACGAAAGGUCGCCCAAAGCAAAAAAGAAUGAAAGGUGGAAAAGAAUUGGGAAAGCAAAAGAGAACUUAUGGGUUUUGUAAGCAUGUUGGUCAUAACAUCUCUACAUGUCCUGAGAGGGAGAAGGAAAACUCAAUUUCCUCAAAUGGUGCAAAGAAAAGGAAAAAUUGUACUUCAAUAGA